GUCCUACAUCAGAAUUAUGUUAAUUAAAUGUGUUGUCUACCCUAGAGUUGUCUAAGUGUAUACCCUGCUGAAUUAUCAAGUAAAAUUCUAUAAACUGUGUGCAUUGGCACAACUGAUUACAGAGGUUACACAAUGUUAUUCAUCAGGCAGCACAUAUAAUAUAUCUGCAAGAAGAUAACAGUCUAUUUGUAAAUCCAAUAUAUUGUGAAGCCAUGACAACUUGUUCUGCCAGUGUAGUUAAUAUUGAACAAGAACUUUGAUCUUGUUGAAGCAUUUCUCUUUCUUCAUUUCAUCCUCUUCAGAAUCAAAGCUCUGCGGCACGACAUUUCAGCACAAUGAAAAAUAUAAAAAACGAAAAGCUGACUUUAAGACGGGAGUUGGGGCUCACCAGUGCUGUCUCUUUGGUUGCAGGCAUCAUGAUAGGUUCAGGAAUUUUUAUGUCUCCACAGUUUGUACUGGUGUACGUUGGGAGUUCAGGGGCGAGCUUGAUCGUCUGGGCAGUGUGUGGUAUAGUAUGCAUGUUUGCUGCUUUCUCAUAUGCUGAGAUGGGAACCAUUAUCAGAGAAUCAGGGGGCAACUACAUCUAUAUCCUGCGAAUUUAUGGACCUUGUCCUGCAUUCUUUGUGGCCUUUACAAACAUGUUUGUGAUGAGGCCAUUUGCGACUAUAGCUGGUUCUCUGAGCUUUGCUAAGUAUGUUGUGGCACCAUUUUACCCAAGCUGUACACCACCCAUACUAGUGGUAAAGUGUAUCGCCGCAGCAUGUAUCUUGGUGAUUGCAACUACCAACAUGCUAAAUGUACGUUUUACCAUGGCGACUCAGGUGGUCUUUAUGGUGGCCAAAUUUGUAGGUCUAAUGAUAAUAGCUAUUGGAGGAAUAGUAACACUUGUACAGGGAAACUAUGGAAGCCUCUCCAAUCUAGAAAGUGCCUUUGCAGACACAAAGCUUGGCAUUAGUACCGUUGGAAUGGCACUAUAUCAGUGCCUGUGGUCGUAUUCUGGGUGGUACAACUUAAACAAUGUUACCGAGGAGCUGAAAAGACCAGAGGUGAACCUGCCACGGGCCCUGAUGAUUGCUAUUCCCAUGGUAACGAUCCUGUACCUGCUAGUCAAUGUCAGUUAUCUGGUAGUUAUGACACCCUCAGAGAUGAUUUCCUCCAGUGCAGUAGCUGUCACUUGGGGGAAUAAAGUAUUAGGAGGAUGGGGCUGGGUGAUGUCCGUUGCUGCAGCAUUCUCAGCCUUUGGUUCUCUAAACGGAUCUUUUUUCAGUGGAGGACGAGUGUGUUACGUAGCAGCAAGAGAGGGACACAUGCCAGACAUCCUGGCCAUGGCUCACAUGCGCAGACGUACUCCCUCUCCAGCCCUCAUUUUCAACACAAUCAUUUCUCUUAUUGUUCUCAUUCCGGGAGACUUCCAGGGCAUAAUCAACUUCUUCAGCUUUACUGCCUGGUUCUUCUAUGGGAUGACAUUAUCAGGUCUUCUGUAUUUAAAAAUCAAGAAACCUGAACUUCCCCGGGCAAUUACGGUACCCAUAAUUAUUCCCAUCCUGGUGUUGCUGGCCGCAGUGUUCCUGGUGCUGGCUCCCAUCAUUGAUGACCCUCAGAUUGAGUACCUCUAUGUGAUCCUCUUCAUAUUGAGCAGCUCUGUGGUUUACAUCCCUUUCAUUCACUUCAAGCUGUUCCCGGGAUUGUUAAAUAAACUCACAGUCUUCCUACAACUUUUCCUAGAGGUGGCACCAACUGCCAAAAACCUGUAAUGCUGGUGGAACAGGACUGUCAGAUUCAUUGCAUUUUAAAUUCAUAAUGUUACAGGCUCUCGCAAUACUAAAUGUAAUAUGCGUGAUAUAUAAAAGAGAAAAAUAAAUUAUUCAAUGACUUCUAAUCUAUGUAAUAUAAUGAUCUAUGUAAUGAUCACUGUUUUACUGGGUGUAAUCUGAAUAAUAAUGUUACAUAAUGUAAGUAACAUAAUGUUAAUUAGUUAAAGGGUUAUUUCACCCAAAAAUGAAAUUUCUGUCAUUAAGUACACAGUUGACGCAGUGCAGCGCUUCCGUGUUCUACGUCAAAACUUUGACUCUGAAUUGGCCGGCUCCUGCAUCAGUAUCACACAUAUUGUGUCACAUGUAUCACAUGUAUUGUGCUGUUCACGUGAUCAGCAUCGGCCAAUACUGAGCUGGCAUUCGGAUGUAAACACAGAAGCACUGCACUGUGUCAACUGGUACAAGAUUGACAGGGGGAAGAAAAAAAAAUUGAAUUUGAAGUUUUGUUUUAGCACAUAAAAAGUAUUCUCAUGGCUU
Messenger RNA from Megalobrama amblycephala (Wuchang bream), 2291 nucleotides. RefSeq names its product b(0,+)-type amino acid transporter 1. The transcript is spliced from 6 exons. Gene Ontology annotation, biological process: amino acid transmembrane transport. NCBI's taxonomy places the organism in Eukaryota, Metazoa, Chordata, Actinopteri, Cypriniformes, Xenocyprididae. Gene Ontology annotation, cellular component: membrane. Gene Ontology annotation, molecular function: L-amino acid transmembrane transporter activity. The record is from RefSeq and is a predicted model, not a curated record. Bases 336 to 1754 code for a protein of 472 amino acids.